This is a messenger RNA of Chondrus crispus (carragheen), 582 nucleotides long. RefSeq lists its product as hypothetical. NCBI's taxonomy places the organism in Eukaryota, Rhodophyta, Florideophyceae, Gigartinales, Gigartinaceae. The transcript has a single exon. The record is from RefSeq and is a predicted model, not a curated record. The coding region runs from base 1 to 582 and encodes 193 amino acids.
AUGUCUGCUCUCAUGCAUAUACGAGCGCUUCCGUGGUGUGUAGCUUGUGACAUCAGUGCCGGUCUGCUUCUUUCUACUCUCUCGCCUCUUGAGAAUUCUGGCGUACUGCUUCGGAUUGACAUAUGUCGGCUGGUCCUCUAUGACAGCGGGGUCUGGAGCGGCAAAUACCAUUCCAGGUGGGUACUGACCAAAGGCAGCGGCGGCGGCCAUCUGUGGCAUCUGAGGGGCGGUGGUUUGCGGUGUUGGCAGAGGCAUAGAUUUUCCGUCUGCGACUUGAGCUUGGACUUGUGCUUGAGCGGCAACGGCUGCAGCUGCAGCGGCUACGGUUGCCGGACUCGAUGUGACUGGGGCCUCGGUCGUAGAAACUGCAGGCGGGUCGGUGGAGACGGCCGUUGGUAUAGAAGAGUUUGCGGCGGUUGGGAGGAGGGAGGAUGUGUACAUAGCGGAGCUCUCCGUCGUCAUGGGUGGGGUAUAGUACAAAGGGAGGCGAUAUGGGGCCAGGUGUGUGUUUGCAAGGGGCGUUUCAGGUUGCUCUUACCCCAGUGUGUGUUGGUCCAAGCAGAUGACAAAGGAAGACGAUGA